Messenger RNA from Cynara cardunculus var. scolymus (artichoke), 1101 nucleotides. Its product is annotated as 50S ribosomal protein L7/L12. Lineage: Eukaryota; Viridiplantae; Streptophyta; Magnoliopsida; Asterales; Asteraceae. Gene Ontology annotation, biological process: translation. The record is from RefSeq and is a predicted model, not a curated record. Gene Ontology annotation, molecular function: structural constituent of ribosome. The transcript is spliced from 2 exons. Bases 159 to 794 code for a protein of 211 amino acids. Gene Ontology annotation, cellular component: ribosome.
AGUCUCCCUCUACCCUCAUCGACGAGACGACGCUCACCUGGCUCCCGCCGUCCGCCGCUGAACGCCACCGCAGACAACUAUUUCCUUCCACGAGAGCCUGCAAAUGUGUUAUUUUUAGGGCAGUUAAAAACUGAACUGGGGUUUGUAGAAAAUUGGAAAUGAGUUUGUUUUUAAGGCUUCGGCAUCAUAUACCAAAUGGAUUCUGUACGAAAUCUAUACGUUCUCCUCUUAUUUCUCUCGCUUCCAUAAAGUCAACAAUCCUGACUAGAAACUUUAGUCAACCUGCAAGACAAGUGGAAGAAGAGGAAGAAAUAGAGAUCGAACAACGAAGACUGCCAACAGAUUACGAUCCUGCAACAUUUGAUCCAACGGAGCAUCGCAGCCCUCCAACAGACCGUGUAUGGAGGCUUGUAGAUGAAAUGUCAUCACUCACAUUGGCCGAAGUUGCAGAACUGUCUUCAAUCAUGAUGAAAAAGAUGGGUAUGAAAGAGCCGCCAGUUGUGGCGGUCAUGAAACCAGGAGCCGCCGGUGUGGCAACACAAGGUCAAACUGCAGCAAAAGAAGAGGCAAAGCCAGAAAAGACUAUUUUCGAACUGAAACUGGAGGCGUUUGAAGCCGCUUCAAAGAUCAAGAUUAUUAAGGAAGUUAGGAGCUUUACUGAUCUGGGACUUAAAGAAGCAAAAGAUUUGGUCGAAAAGGCGCCAAUCGUGUUCAAGAAAGGGGUGACGAAAGAAGAAGGCGAACAGAUAAUCGAGAAAAUGAAAGCUGUUGGUGCCAAAGUUGUGAUGGAGUAGCAAGAAUCAGAUGCAUAAAAAAGACAAACUUUUGGAUCUUUUUCUGCAUUUGAGGUACACCCACCUCUUGAAACACCCCUUUCUUGAUGAAACUAGUGUUGAAAGUGAAGCAUGUGAUCAGCUUCUCUUCUUAGUGAAGAAUGGUUUUAAUUAGGGUUAGGGUUUUAGCAGCAUAUUUAUACAUUUGUGUGCUUAUGAACCAUUGCCAUGAGGGAAAGUUUGGAUUUUUGUUCUACUGCUUUUUGCCCACUUGAGAUGUAUGCUGAGAACAAGUUCUAAUAAUAUGAUACACUUCUUUGAUGUUAAA